Messenger RNA from Fomitopsis serialis, 217 nucleotides. RefSeq lists its product as uncharacterized. The record is from RefSeq and is a predicted model, not a curated record. The annotation marks the transcript as partial. NCBI's taxonomy places the organism in Eukaryota, Fungi, Basidiomycota, Agaricomycetes, Polyporales, Fomitopsidaceae. The transcript is spliced from 3 exons.
AGUCAUGGUGCCUUGGAAGAUGAAGCCCAAGAAUAAAGUCUCUGCGACGCGCAUGGCUGCCGAAGACAUCGAGAACCGCGUAGGACUGGCCCUGGUGGAUGUGUUUCUUCCGGGAGGGCUCAGGCCAGAUGAAGAACAAUGGCAUAAGGAGAAAGGGGGGUCGUCUUCCAGUUUGAGAGCUCUGCCGGGCAGCAUAGCCGCAGUUGACUCUUACGUC